Molecule: messenger RNA, 3446 nt
Organism: Sorghum bicolor (sorghum)
Lineage: Eukaryota; Viridiplantae; Streptophyta; Magnoliopsida; Poales; Poaceae
Product: putative disease resistance RPP13-like protein 2
Exons: 3
Coding region: 396-3230 (944 amino acids)
Biological process (GO): defense response to other organism
Molecular function (GO): ADP binding
Source: RefSeq, a predicted model, not a curated record
AUAUACAGCACACAACCUACUCAAACGAUUCCAAAAGGUGAUUCUAGCUACCUAGCUAGCUAGCUUGAUGCAUCCUUGGUUACGCUGCGUGUAGGUAUCAUCGGCUAGCGUAGCUUUGCCGCUCUUUCACCUCCGAUUAAUUAGCAAUAAUGCUUGCAUGCAGAUGACGAGAAGAAUCAAAUCAAUCCCUAUCUGAGCAUCGACUCAAACCGCGAUCAAGCAAGCAUUUUGUUACCACACAUGCACGCCACCUUAGCACGUAUGGUGCAUAUACAUAUAUAUACACGCACGCACACACACACACACAAAUGUGUACGUGCGUGUUGUCUGCUAUAUAGCAAGCUCGUUGUUUCUGAAAGCUAGCCAGCUAGCAGCUAGCAGCUAAUUUUAGAAGGAUGACGGAGGCGAUCAUCGGGCCUCUGGUUGGGAGGCUACAGGAGGUGGCCGUCGGCGAGGCGCGGGCGCUGGUGGGGGUGAACGCCGACAUCCACCGGCUCCGGGACAAGCUCAUGUGGCUGCAGGCCUUCCUCCGGGAGGCCGACACCAGGCGCCGCGCCGUCACCGACGAAGUCACCAGGGUCUGGACGCUGCAGACGCGGGACGCCGUCUUCGACGCCGAGGACGCCCUCGAUCAUUACCAUCUCCAUGUGGACUUGUCCAGGUACCCAAGGUGGAUUCGUCCUACUAUGAUAUGUCUUGAAACAUUCACAAUUCAAGUACGGAUGAGACGCGGCCUAUCUAGAAAAAUUAGAGCCAUCAACAUGAGGCUUGAUGGCAUCAUUGAAAACAAAGAUAAAUACAAGAUAGAGGAUUCUGAUAAGAAGACAGAUGUGACAUGGAAACCUUCUACCUCAACAUCUAUAAAUUACACUCAUAGAAAGUUGGAUGAUGUCCAUGAUUCAGAUGCGGUGAUAUAUGUGGAGGAGCACAACAAAUUAGAGGAUGCCCUUGUUAAUAACCAAACUGAACACCAAGAGGGCAAAGAACACUAUCCAGUCAUGAUCACUGUGUCCGGAGAAAGUGGUAUUGGCAAGACAACUCUUGUGAGAGACAUAUACAAAAAAAUGGAAAAGAAAAAACUGUUUCAAGUGCAAGCCAUGGAAAGUUUUGCACCUUAUUUGACUGCUCCCAACAUCCUUCAACAAAUUACUCAGCAACUGACAGAAGACGACAAAAAUUGCCCUAAAGAAAUGGCACAGGAGAUGCUACAAAAUAAGCUGAAAAAUAAGAAGUACCUGCUUGUGAUAGAUGGUGAAGUCAGUGGUACUGAAUGGAAGCACUUUUUGACUAGCAUCCCUGUUGGCACUAGGGGUAGUAGAGUAGUGCAUAUCACACAAGGUAAACCAGAAGAGCCACCUAGCAGCUACCAUCAUGUCACCAUUCAGUUAAAAAAACUUACAGAAGAUGCUGCCACGUCAUUGUUUCGUCAAAGGCUACCUAAGGAACUGCAAGAUAAAAACCUUAAAAAGUACCAAAAGAGUAUUUUCAAAAUCACCGAAGGGUUGCCUUUGGCGGUGGUUCUUUUGUCAGGUCUUGUGCAAACCAAGGUGUUCCCAAGUGAAUGGGCGAAGGUUUUUCACUACCUUAAGUCCAAACCCUCAGCAAAUCUUGAAAGCAUGCUGUCAGUUUGCUUUGAUGAUCUUCCACAUGAGCUAAAAUGUUGCUUUCUCUACUUUGCUGCACUGCCAACCAACACUACAAUUGAAGCACGCAGCUUGGUAUUUAUGUGUGCUGCAGAGGGAUUUCUAUGUUCAAAGGGCGGGAAGACAAUGGAAAAGAUUGGCUACAUCUACCUAUCUGAGUUGAUUAAUCGGAAUCUUGUCAACCGAGUGAAAAUGGAUGAUGACUCCAGUUUCGGGAGUAUGUCAGUCACAAUCCAAAACAAACUCCAUGACUUUUUGCAGAUAGAAGCACAUGAAGCAAGCUUCGUGGAGGUCCAUAGCCAUGAUGAUAUCCCUACAUUAACUAGUGCUCGCCGCCUCUCUCUACAGAACUACACUGACAAAUAUGCUGUUCUAGCCCAUCCAUUGCCAAAGCUACGAUCCAUCUUCUCUCAGUAUGAGCAAGAGCCUAAUAAAGGUGAUCAGGGGCACAGGUCCAAAGGAAGUCGGGCAUAUAUGUUUCGUUUAUCUCAACGAAGGGCAAUCUCUAAGAUGAAGAAAGACAUCAGAUCUCACAUCAAGGAACUGUUUCAUGGAUCUGAGUUUCUCCGUGUCAUCAAUCUACAAGGCAUUGAGAUUGGUGAGACUUUGACAAGUGCAAUUGGCAAUGUUGUCCACUUGCAGUACCUUGGCAUCACAUCAUGUUCACUGAAACAUAUCCCACGGUCCAUCGGAAGACUCACUAGCCUCCAAACAUUGGAUGUGAGGGAAACUAAUGUUCGAGAGCUCCCAAGGUCCUUUUGGAUGAUUAAGACCCUGAGACAUGUCCUUGGUUUUGUCCUCAGACUACCCAAGCAAAUUGGCAACUUGAAGCAGUUGCAUACACUUGACUCCAUAGAUCUUGAAGAAGUUUCGGAGGAGCCGACUUUGGCAAGGACACUAGGGGAGAUGAUCCAUAUUGAGUUCUUGUCGAUCUGGCAUAUCUCACAUGUCAAUGUGAAAGCUCUUUCUGGUGCGCUAGAGAAACUUGAGAGCCUUAGGACCCUGAUCUUAGAAGGUAAAAUUACUCCUUCAAAUGUCUUCACCACCGCUUCCCUCCGACGUGUCAAGUUUAUGUUCCUAAGUGGGGAUCUGGUACAUUCAUCUGAUCUAGAUGGUAGUGGAUCCUUUUGUCUCCCUAAUCUCAUCAUGCUUUCUCUGGAGAAAACAUAUGUGACUCAGGAAUUCAUUAGCAAGCUUUCUGAGCUGCCAUUUCUUGCCACCCUUGCAUUGUACCCUGGCUCAUAUAAGGACAAGAAACUUGUAUUUGCUUCAUCCAAAUUUCCACGCCUCAAAAAGAUCAAGAUGAUUGAUGUGGAAGUGCUAGAGAUUGUUGAAGUUGAGGUGAGUAUGGUUCCUGAGCUCAAAGAGUUGGAAAUUCACUCCCCAUUCACAGGUUGUUAUCAUGAUAUUGAACUGGGUAAUGACAAGAAAUGUUCUCAAAAAACAAGGAUCGUGGUUGAUCUUAAAAAAGAGAAUAAUGAUGUUCAUAAAGAAAAUGAUGAUAUGUCUGAAUGGUGUGAUAUUUGCAUGAAUCAUGGUAUGGUAAAAUUGGCACCCACCACAGCCAUGGAAGUAUAUAUAGAUUAAGAUGUCAUCGUUCCUUUGAGCUACAUACUUGUAUGUGGCCACUGUGUAUGGGGUACUGUGUGUUCCCCAUGCAUUCUCUUAAAUAUGUUGUGUUGUACGGUUGAGUGGUUGUAAUUUGUAAAUAUUUGGAUGACAAUGUUGUUGUCAGUGUUGUUCUAUGUACAAACUUAUAUGUAAUAAUGUGGCAAAAGUCACGACCCUUACACCCCCAUGAGU